CACGCGGUCACCGAGGGGAGCGAAGUCUGUCUCCACGCCGAGCAGGCGGAUGGCUCUUUAUUUUUCUUUUUGAACAAGUUUAGCUGCGGUUUGGAUAUAGUUUGCGGCUGGCUGGAAUUUGCUGCGGUAUCCCAUUUACUCACCUUUGCCUCCCAUCCCGUGGGCAGCCUUAGAAGGUAUGAACCACUGCAACCUUGCAAAUAUGAAUGCAGCCGAAAGUCUGAAUCAUAUUAAGGAGGAAUAUAAAGAGGCAUUUACCUUUGUUAAUAAAGGGCUCAAUGCAGAUGAAUAUGGUCAAAAAGAAGUUGCAAAGCAAUAUUACAGGCAAGGAGAGAGCCAUUUAAUUAAAGGAUUGACUAUUCCAUCAAAUGGUCCAGAAUGUACAGGUCCCCAGUGGGACAAAGCCCGUCAAAUGCAGAAUAAGAUGAGUGCAACAUUAAAUAAUAUACAAACAAGGUUAUCUAUUUUGGAGCAUGAAGAUAACUCAGUGGUAUCUAAUCAAACAAACCAAUUUUCUGAAACUUCAGGACCUGAUAAUUCAAAAGCGGAGUCAACACUAUAUCCAGUUGUGCCAAUACCUUGUGAAGAGAAAUUUUCAACGUUGACAAGCACUCAAUCUGACACUCCACCUUCUGCCAUGAAUGUGAGUCCAACUACCAAUGGAAGCUCCUUGAAUGUAGCGGCUGGUUUGUCACCAGACGCUCCAUCUGCAUUGAAUGAGUUGCCUCCUGUAUACACGCCUGAGGCUGUGGAAGGACACAAGACCAUUUCCUAUGGAACUGAAUCUGGUGAAUUUGCUGUUAUUGGUGGUGAUGCUAUUGGACAAAGCACCCAUCCUCCUCCAUUGGAAUCACUUGGAGUAGAUGCAUAUGAGCUCAUUUUAAUUGAACAAGGAGUGCAGAUAUUCUAUGUAACACCUGAUGGGCAAGUGAGUGCACCUUCCUAUCCAGGAUAUCUCCGUGUUGUGACAUUUUCUGAUUCAGAUGCUGGUGCAGCACAAAAUCAGCCACCUUCCUUUCUGCAGGUUUGUGAUUGGGUGUAUCCGCUUAUACCUAGCCAGUCUCCUGUUCUGCAGUGUCACAAUGGAGUCUAUAUGUUUCCUGAUAUAAUGUCACAAGAUCCUGGUGUCUACGUUGGAGUAGUGCUAUCCUCUGAGCUGCCACAGUCGGACAGAGAACACUUUGAAGACUUGCUGAGACAAAUGACUUAUUUAAAGGUCCAGGAUCCAGAAGUUUCAGCUGGAGAACUGAAUUUGAGCCAGACUGUUCCGAUUCACCAUGAAUUACAAGGUACAGACCAAGAUGCUGUUCUACCGGAGUGGAGUGGAAAAAUGGCUCGUGGAAUUCUAACUGGAGCCUCUUGGUUGAGCUGGGGUUUAGUUAAGGGAGCUGAAUUCACUGGUAAAGCAAUCCAAAAAGGAGCUUCAAAACUGAGAACACAUAUUCAGCCUGAAGAUAAGCCUGUAAAAAUAAGUCCAACGGUGGAAAAAGGACUCAGUGUUGCGAGACAAGCAACAGGAGGGGCUGUAAAAGUCAGCCAGUUCUUGGUGGAUGGACUUUGUACUGUUGCUAGUACUGUUGGAAAAGAGCUGGCUCCACAUGUAAAGAAACAUGGAAGUAAACUGAUUCCAGAAGCUAUAAAGAAAGAUAAUAAUUCAAAAGCGAAUCUAGAUGGAGCCCUGGUGGUGGCAGCAAGUGGAGUUCAAGGAUUUGCCACUGUUUGGAAUGGUUUAGAGUGUGCAGCAAAGUGCAUAGCCAAGAAUGUUGCAGCAGAGACCGUCCACACAGUGAAACAUAAGUAUGGGUCCGCUGCUGGGAACGCUACAGACAACGCUGUGAACUCUGCCAUCAAUGUUGGUGUGACCGCUUUUAACAUUGAUCAUUUGGGUAUCAAGGCUGUGGCACGACGCACUGCGAAAGAAACUGGAAAUGCUAUUCUAGUUGACUACCGAUUACAAGAAAAACCGGAGAAGCAAGAUAAAAAGUGAAUUGUUUCAUCUUUGAGAAGAUCUUAAAGAAUUCAGUUGAGUUGAAUAUUAAAUGUUGAUCUCUUCACUGAGUAAAAGUUGUGUGAAUUAGUUAUGUUUUGAUUUUAUUUAACUGACUAGCAGUAGUUUAUCUUGAAUAAAGAACCAAUUGCACUUUAUGUUCUGUAAACUAAAUUGAUUUUUGUGAAUUUAUUGUCUUUAUUCUCAGAUGUUGGGAUGGACAUUUAAUGUACAAAGGAUGCACAACUUUCACCCUUUAGCUCUGUUGACUAAUGAGUUUUUUAAAAAAAAUGUAGUUGGCAGUAGAAAGAGUAAUUAGAUUUUUCAUUUUGCUUGCCUAAUUUCUGCAGGUCUCUUUCUUCUACACUACAUUUAAAUUAGUUAAGCCAGAAUUCACAUUCUUAACAGCACAAUGGAUAAUUACACAAAUAGUAAAACAUGGGAAUGCUUACUUCAUUGGAUAUAAACUUACAUUGGAGUUCUUAAAUGAUUGAAGUAUUAAUUUUCAAAUAGAAAUUGAAGCUUUGCGUGUCGAUAUGCAUGAGCUAUUUUUUUGGAUGUAAGCAGCUAUUUUCCAUAAUUGACUGAGGUGAUUUCAAAUUUAGUUGGGUACUGGGCACCUGUCAAGUAUGAUAUUUUAGGAGAAAGAUAUUUUGUACAGUGAAGAUUAGCAUAUUCAUCCAAAUUAGCUCAGUAUAAAGGAAAAUAAUUAAUUAAAUCUACAUUUAAUGCAAACUUAAACCAUGUUGCAUUUUUUUUUACAAAACCUGUGCUGCACUAUUCUGUAACAUUUUCUUGGCUUGGAGAAUGUGAUCAUAUUACUAAUAAUAUCUAGAUAAUGUAUGAUUAUAAUUGAACUUGCCACUCAGGAGAGCAUACCACUGUUGAAAAUUGCAGAUAGGAGAACAGUACCUAAUCUAUGGGGUUGUGUUUUUGUUUUGAAAAGUGAAUAGCUUCUGCACCAAUACUAAAAUUAAAUAGCAGUAACUAAAACCACAAUAUUAAGACAAAAGGUAUAGUAGAAGCCUUAAGAUAGUCCAGUUGGCACUUGUGCAAUUUUUGAAAGCUUCAAAUACUAAAUUUUGUGAGAGCUUCCCAAUUUAAUUUUGUAACUUCCAAUUGUGAAUAUGUAAUGAAAUUCAGUUGUUCAAAUUUGUAAUCUGUAGAGUGGCUCUGGAAUGAGAGACACACAUCAUCUAAAUUAACUUUAUGCUGGGAAUUGACACAGAAAGGAUGUCUUUUGCUUCCACCUUUUGGGAUACUAAUUAAACAAAAAAAAACUGCUUUUGUAGCAUGAACUUUUAUUUGAAUCUCUUUUUACUUUAAAUUCUCAACUUACUUUUCCUCAA
Messenger RNA from Hemiscyllium ocellatum (epaulette shark), 3336 nucleotides. It is a transcript of the gene sparta, whose product is annotated as spartin a. The transcript is spliced from 8 exons. Gene Ontology annotation, cellular component: plasma membrane. Lineage: Eukaryota; Metazoa; Chordata; Chondrichthyes; Orectolobiformes; Hemiscylliidae. The coding region runs from base 179 to 1987 and encodes 602 amino acids. The record is from RefSeq and is a predicted model, not a curated record. Gene Ontology annotation, biological process: negative regulation of BMP signaling pathway; cell division.